Messenger RNA from Dendrobium catenatum, 2343 nucleotides. Its product is annotated as gibberellin 20-oxidase-like protein. The record is from RefSeq and is a predicted model, not a curated record. Bases 967 to 1920 code for a protein of 317 amino acids. Gene Ontology annotation, molecular function: dioxygenase activity. NCBI's taxonomy places the organism in Eukaryota, Viridiplantae, Streptophyta, Magnoliopsida, Asparagales, Orchidaceae. The transcript has 2 exons.
AAAGCACAACUGUUACUGCAUUACGAGAACAAGAGACCACAUGCAGUUGGAUAUGAAUUAUAAUGGCUGCCGCUAGUCGUUUUUUUUUACCUAAAUAUUGAUUGCUUUCCCAAUUGACUUUACAUAAAGCCUCUUUUCAUAAAAUGACAGUGUUAGGAAGGAAUUAAAUGAGAACAAUCAUCUAAGUAGGGCUGCAAACGAACCGAGCCGAGUAUGCGAGUGUUCAUGUUUGAGUUCAUUUAUCAUUAGCUUGUUCAAGUUCGGUUCAUGUUUGAUUCGAGCUUUAUUGUUUGUUUUCAUUGUUGGUUCGUUUAAUCUAAGGGUGUUUAUGUUCGGUUCAUGUUUGAUUCGUUUAAUGCUUAUCGAGCUUUAAACAAACAAGCCUUAACGAGCUAUGUUCAUGAACAUAUUUAACAAACAUUAUAUUGAACAAACAAACAUUAAAUUUAUUCAUGAACAUCUUAAACAAACAAUCUAGCAAAUAUAGACAAAUGUAAAAUGUCUUUUGUUCAUAAAAUUAAAUUUAUAGUAAAAGCAGUUGUCUAUUUAAAAUGAAAAUAUGAUUAAUCUAUUUAAAUGAAGCUUACAUGUUGCAUUUCUCUCCAUUCAAGCUUUUAUCGAGCUUAAUGUCGAGCUUGUUCACGAACUUCAAAUGAUGUUAUUCGUGAACAUAAAUGAUCGAACCGAAUGCAUUAGUGUUCAAGCUUGUUUAUUUGAGGGUCGAGCAUUUAAAAUGUUGUUCAAGUUUGUUUGUUUAGUUAGUUAAACGAUCACAAACGAGCUUUAAUCGAACCGAGCAUCGAGUAGCUCGUCGAACACUUGGUUCGCUUGCAGCCCUACAUCUAAGCUCCAGAUUCGUUUGGUAAAGCUAGCUAACAUAAAAAGAACUUCCCUCUCUUAUAUAUAGACAUCAAGAUGGCUCAAGAAACACACUAACCUUUCUCCUCCCAUCUCCUUAACAAAACCAUGGAUGAUUAUACAAAGACCCCAUUACAGCUUCCUCUCAUAGAUCUAUCUCAGCCCUUAACCUCUUCUUCACUAACCACACUUUCCCAAGCUUGCAGGGAUUGGGGAUUCUUUCACAUAAAAAACCAUGGCAUUUCCAAAGAUCUGUACACUAAAAUUUGUAUGUUUUCAAAAAACAUUUUGAAUCUCCCACUGGAUACCAAACUAAAGUUAGGUCCCUCAUCCUCUCUCAAGACCUAUACUCCACAUUUCAUCGCAUCGCCGUUUUUCGAGAGCCUUCGAGUCUCUGGACCAGAUUACUAUUCCUCGGCAAAGAGGUCAGGUGAUAUCCUUUUUGAAGCACCAAAUCCUGAAUUCUACAAAACAAUGCAGGAGUAUGGAAAAAAGAUGAUGGAAUUAUCAAAACAAAUCAUGAUCAUUCUCUUGAAGUGUUUGGGUGAUGGUUUUGACACAAAGUACUAUGAAUCUGAGUUCGGCCAGUGUCAUGGAUAUUUAAGGAUAAAUAGUUAUUCGCCGCCCGGGAAUGUAGAGUAUGAAGCAGUUGAAGGUCUUGGAAUGCACACAGACAUGAGUUGCAUAACAAUUUUGCACCAAGAUGAGGUUGGUGGACUUCAGGUGAAAGGAAAGGAUGGGAAGUGGAUAGAUAUAAAGUAUAGUGAAGGAGAAUUGGUUGUAAACAUUGGAGACUUGUUACAGGCUUGGAGCAAUGGCAAAUUUAGAUCAUCUCAACACAGGGUUGUAUUGAGGAAGCCAAGCAACAGGCUUUCCCUAGCUUUCUUUUGGUGCUUUGAGGAUGAGAAGAUGAUUGUGGCACCAGAUGUGGUAGAGAAAGAGAGAAUCUACAGGCCAUUUCUUUGUGGAGAUUACAUUAGAUUUAAGGUGAUUAGUGAGAAAGGAAGGUUUGACAAGGUUAAGUAUACCAUUGAUGAUUUUGCAGUAGUUGAUACUGCAUAAACUGAUGUAUAAGCAUUUUAUGUAGUUGGGAAAACACAGCACAUUUUCUUCAUAGAAAUUGUGACACAUUCUCCAUUGUAAUUAGUGAUAUUUUAGUUUCAGCAUUAUAAUUUCAGUUUUAAGAUGCUCCUCAGUUUAGUGAUUUGAUUAUAUAAUGCAAUUCUUAAAAGGUGAAAGCUGAAUAGUCAUGUAAUAAAGGGCAGUGGAGAAAGUGGAGCAAAACCUGAAAUGAGUGCAUUAAAUAGCACGACAAAUGUUAAGGUUUUUAACUGAUUAGAUAAUGAGUAAAGUUGAGGCUUAGUUCGGAAUGACUUUCUUAUUGUUUCUUAAAGCGAUUUUUUAGUACAAAAAAAUAAAAUUUUUGUACUAGAAAGCUGCUUUAAGAAGCAAUAAAAAACCGUUCCAAACGAAGCCUAAAUCUUA